AUGUACUUCCUAGCGCUCGUCAUCGUAUAUUUCGUCUUCGUCGGGCUUCCUCUUUGGAAAGGCGCCGUGUACUGGCUGUAUUGGGUCGUCAACCACAAGUUCGUGGUCAAAGGGACAUGGUCCAUCGUCAUCGGAAUAAUGACAAUACUCACCUUCCUCCCCCUCUGCAUCCUCUUCGAAAAGGAGCCCCCUCCCCGCCCCGACCCCGACCCCGCAACCAUCCCCGGCGUCAGCGACACGGCCCUGCUCAUCCCGUGCUACAAAUCCGCCAGCCUCAUCGGCGCCACGCUCACCGCCGCGCUCAAGACCUUCCCAGCGUCCCACAUCUUCGUCAUCGCCAACGGCAACGCGCCCGAGCCGCUCGACGACACCGAAGAAGUGUGCCGCCCCUACGGCGUCAACCACGUGUGGAGCCCCGUCGGCUCGAAGAUCGUCGCGCAGUUCGUCGGCGCCUACGCCGCCAAGGAGUUCAAGCACGCCCUGCUCAUCGACGACGACUGCGCGCUGCCGCCGAAUUUCCCCGUCGUCGCUGACAGGCUGACCGGGAAAGUGCAGUGCGUGGGGUAUACGAUCAAGUCGGUCGGGCCGGACUCGUCCAAGGGGACGUGGUGCCAGCAAGCACAGGACAUCGAAUACAAGCUGUCCGGCCUGCAACGCGCUAUCGCCGGCAAGAUGGGUUCGGCAACCUUCCCGCACGGCGCCAUCUCGCUGUGGAACCGCGAGUUCCUGAUCCGGACGUUUCAUCACCACCCGGGCUUCUCGGUGUCCGAGGAUUGGUUCUUCGGCGGCAGCUGCCGGUCGCUGGGGGGCCGCGUGGUGAUGUGCACGUCCGUGUUCGUGGAGACGGAGACGCCGGCGGCGCUGUUUUGGCAGGGCGGGGCGGAGGCCAGGGGUGGGUUCGGGGAGAUGACGGUGAUAAAGCAGCGGUUCGUGCGGUGGAACUUUUUCUUCGUGGCGGGGAUAUGGUAUAAUACGAAAUACAUGCUGUGCAGCUGGAAGUUGGGCUGGUGGGAGAUUGGGGCGAAGAUCUUUGUGUUUCAGGAGGUUUUGGAAUCUCUAAUCUACCUGUUCACGCCAUUCAUGAUGCCCAUCUCGUUUAUUGUCCGGCCUGAGUUCUGCGGAUACCUCCUUGCUGGGACCAUUGCCAUGUACUUCAGCAACGUCCUCAUCUUCAACGAACUGCAUCUUCGCCUGCGAAAGGAACGUGUUUCGUGGCUCGUCCUUACAUUCUACUACAUGCCAUUCAAAUGUUUACUUGCAUUAGUCAACGUUGCGUCAUGCUAUUGGGCCAUGUUCAAGUAUGCCCGCUACUUUGCACGUCGGCACUUGAAAGUCGUCGAAGAUGAGGAUGCGGUCGAGAUUGUCCUGAGACUUGAAGAGACGCAGCCACGCUCAAAUAGCAAAGACGGCUCAGUGGAUCAUGGAAGUGCUCGAAGGAUGACAGUCACAGCCAUUCCGGUAACCCGGGGUUCUGUGCGGAACCCAGAUCUGGUCGUGACAAGUGAUUUGGACGAGGAUCGGGACGUUAUUGCACAGAUUCCAAUGUCAAACGCAAGACAAAGGACGAGCAUGGCCAUAAGCAACGUCUGA
Lasiodiplodia theobromae is the source of this 1590-nucleotide messenger RNA. Its product is annotated as Glycoside hydrolase protein. The transcript is spliced from 5 exons. Lineage: Eukaryota; Fungi; Ascomycota; Dothideomycetes; Botryosphaeriales; Botryosphaeriaceae. The record is from RefSeq and is a predicted model, not a curated record. Bases 1 to 1590 code for a protein of 529 amino acids.